UGUUUCCGCGUCUGUAGGAGGGGAGCGUGAUUUCAGCGACAGACGAAACACUUUCUUCAAAAUGCAGGACCCGAACGAGGACACGGAAUGGAACGACAUCUUGCGCAGGAAAGGAAUCCUCCCUCCCAAGGAGAAGCCGGAGGAGGCGGACGAGCACGAGGAACAGCUGAUACAACAACAAUCCGUCGUGAAGACGUAUGAGAGCAUGACUCUUGAAGAGCUGGAGGAGAAUGAAGACGAAUUCAGCGAAGAUGACGAGGCGGCCAUCGAGAUGUACAGGCAACAGCGUUUGGCUGAAUGGAAGGCUAAUCAGGUGAAGAAUGUGUUUGGGGAGGUGGUGGAGAUUUCAGGCCAAGAUUACGUCCAGGAGGUGAACAAGGCCGGAGAGGGCAUCUGGGUUGUACUGCACCUAUACAAACAGGGUAUUCCUCUCUGCACGUUGAUCAAUCAGCACCUGUCGUGUUUGGCGCGUAAGUUUCCUCAGACCAAGUUCCUCAAGUCCAUCUCCACCACCUGCAUCGCCAACUACCCCGACCGCAACCUGCCCACUAUCUUCGUCUACCAGCAGGGGGACAUGAAGGCCCAGUUCAUCGGACCCCUCGUCUUCGGAGGCAUGAACCUCAAACUCGACGAGUUGGAGUGGAGGUUGUCGGAGUCUGGCGCGGUGAAGACGGAUCUGGAAGAGAAUCCCCACAAGAAGAUUCAGGACACACUCAUGACAUCUAUACGCUGCUCAAUGCCCAAUGCACACCACGACGAGGACUCAGACUAGCACACACACACACACACACACACACACACACACACACACACACACACACAGACACUUAUGACCUCCAUACGCUGCUCAAUGCCCAACACACACUAUGACGAGGACUCUGAUUAACACACACACACACACACACACACACUAUGAAGACGAGGACUCAGACUAGCACACACACACACACACUUCUGACGUCCAUACGCUGCUUGAUGCCAAACACACACCAGCGCUACAAAUCUCUCUCACACACACACACAUUUCAGAAGCAGCAGCCUAUACACACACUCCUCCCCAGUCAAGACCAUGUUCAGGAAGAAUGAACACACACACACACACACACACACCACAUCUCUCUGCUCCAUUCUCCCUGAUAACAGGUGUUUGUCUGUGUGUGUGUUUGUGUGUGUGUGUCCCGGGUGGGCGGAGUUGUUUUUGUAUAAAUCAUGUUGUGUCUCGUCACCCAUAAAGGACUUUCUCUUUUUCUCA
Engraulis encrasicolus (European anchovy) is the source of this 1252-nucleotide messenger RNA. RefSeq names its product phosducin-like 3 (gene pdcl3). The transcript has 7 exons. Gene Ontology annotation, molecular function: vascular endothelial growth factor receptor 2 binding; protein folding chaperone. Bases 62 to 772 code for a protein of 236 amino acids. Gene Ontology annotation, biological process: protein folding; angiogenesis; positive regulation of gene expression. The record is from RefSeq and is a predicted model, not a curated record. Lineage: Eukaryota; Metazoa; Chordata; Actinopteri; Clupeiformes; Engraulidae. Gene Ontology annotation, cellular component: cytoplasm.